AUGUUUGGCAUACGAAAACAGAAGCGUAAAUCAGAAGCCGCUAGUCAAUCUAAACGGCAAAAGACGGACGCAGAGAACGAGGAUAUUUCUGAAAACCGAUCUCCUUGCAAAACGAGUCCAGCUGGAACUUCUCGCUAUCUACAGCCAACACCAAAGCGGAUCGAUCCUGAGGAAUAUGGUCAGGAACAGUUAGACGGUGUGAGCACACUAGGCCUAGUGAAAUCAUCACCAGACUCAAAGAAACCAGAGCACGAUUCUCCUUCUUCUGUGAAUAGUGGCCCGAUCGUAGUUGACAUUAAUGAGUUUGGCAGUGCCAAUAAUGACCAGUCAAGGGAAGGAAGUCCCCCUUUAUUUAGUGCCGGGGAUGAGGAAGAGGAGAUGAUAACGCCAGUAAAGAAAGUCUGUGAAGGCGGCAAUGGAGCCAACAAACGUCUUACUGGUGCACGGAAGCGGAAGAGUGGAUUAAACAGACAGAAGCGCUCGAUUAACAAUGAUGAGAAGUGCUGGAUUAAUGAUGAUGAGACUGCAGGAAUGGAUGGGUUUGUAUCAAUGGAGGAAAAGGUGGCAGUUUCUGCUGUUACUGAUCAGUCCGCUGUUGCUGAUCAGUCGACCUCGACAUGCAAAGGAACCAUAAAUCAAGAACCAGUUCAUUUGAUUGACAAUGUACCUGAGGUAGUGAAAUCUCUUGGUGAACGAGCUGUUAAAGCAUACAAGUGCAACUGGUUGGCCUCACCUCCUGGCGUCAACUCAAACUGCUACUCAAAGGUGGUUGAGCUGAUGUUGGACGAAUAUCGAGAGAAGCUGAAGGUUGUGCAGAAGAGGAUGCUGACUGAUGCUGCAGCUUGGGGAAAUGAGAUCGAUGAAGGUGAAACAGAUGGACGUACUCUAGAUAAGAAGAGGGCACAUAGUAGGUCUAUCAAUGAGAGACUAGGAUCGAAGAAUGUACCAAGCAGAAGUCUUUCAUCUGUUAGUUCUCUGAGCAAUCGUACAGCUACUUCUACCAGCUCAUCAGCUUCUGCGGCUGCUACUGUAUCAGGAGAUUACAACAGGCGCAUGAUCCCUCUUACUCAUUCACGAGCUGAAGAAGGUAACGACUUUCAAGGGGCUGCAACGCUUCGAAAAGCCUUUAGUGACACCUCAACAUUACGUAGUCGAGGAGAUCUGCAACAUUCAGCACAUAGAUUUCAAUAUUCUCCCAGGAGAGAAGCAAGGCCACUCUCUUCUACCAGUACUAAGAAGACCAAUCAACGUGAGUCAGCACAGUCAUCUAAUGAUUUGUAUUGCUUUCAAUCGAGUGAAGGCAGUCAGACUGAUUCAGUAGAUGAUGAUACAGAUGGUGACUUGGUGCCGUCUUCUCGGCGAAGGAAAAGGAGGUUAAUAGAUAACGGACGUCAGGGUGUUCCUACGAAGGAGGAAGGGGGUAAUGUGACACUUAAUCGAGAAAAUAAUGAUUUUGUUGAGAAGGAAGAAAAGAAAGGAUUGUUGACUCUAAAGAGGAAGCAGCUGCGACCUGGUGGUGUAGUGCUGAAGAGAGUAGGGAGAUUGAAUGUGUCUCGUGAAGAGGAAGAGAAACGUGAUUCUACGAGUGUUGCAGAUAGCAACAGAAGUUCAGAUGGUUGGAUUUCUACGAGAGAGCAGUCGAGAACGUCUCACUCUAAAAUACUAAGUAGAGAGGAAACUCAACAAAACUGCCCUAUAUGCAAUAAGAGGUUUGAUAAGACGGUAAUCGAGCGCCACGCAGCUCAAUGCGGCGAAGACGAAGACGAGAGAGAAGAGAGAAGCCCGCCGAAAUGUCGAGUUGACGUCAUAGAGGUAACAGAUGACGUCACAUCUGGUGAUCGCUCAAAAGAUGGCAAUGCGCGCGCUACCAGUAGAGCAAGCUGUUCGCGUGAAACGGGUAGACACAUGGAUAACUUUGCUGAAGGAACAGACAGAGGAAAGCUGCGUAGCAAUAGACAAUGGUAAAGCACACGAGAUUGUAUAGUAAGUUGAGUUUUUGUUGCAAGAUGUCUGCAUGUUGACAGUUUACUUCGAUUUUUUUAUUGUGGCUGCGUGUCUGCUUAACUAAGCGAAUGAACACUAUCUAAGCCGUUUAUAUAUCUACCUAACUAAGCGACUGAACACUAUCUACACCGUUUUGAUAUGGUUGCUUGUGCUAGCAAUGUCGACACGUUUUUUUAACAAUAAAGUACUAUAGGUUUUAUU
Corticium candelabrum is the source of this 2205-nucleotide messenger RNA. RefSeq lists its product as uncharacterized. NCBI's taxonomy places the organism in Eukaryota, Metazoa, Porifera, Homoscleromorpha, Homosclerophorida, Plakinidae. Bases 1 to 1965 code for a protein of 654 amino acids. The record is from RefSeq and is a predicted model, not a curated record. The transcript has 10 exons.